Puntigrus tetrazona (Sumatra barb) is the source of this 1862-nucleotide messenger RNA. RefSeq names its product tumor necrosis factor (ligand) superfamily, member 10 like 3 (gene tnfsf10l3). Gene Ontology annotation, molecular function: tumor necrosis factor receptor binding. The record is from RefSeq and is a predicted model, not a curated record. Gene Ontology annotation, biological process: immune response. Gene Ontology annotation, cellular component: membrane. Lineage: Eukaryota; Metazoa; Chordata; Actinopteri; Cypriniformes; Cyprinidae. The transcript is spliced from 5 exons. The coding region runs from base 338 to 1330 and encodes 330 amino acids.
UUAUUUUAGCACUACACGGCGUUUGCGGGUGAAAAGCGUGUACUGCACAUGGAAACAGGUAAUAUGGGUGGUGUGAGGCGGUGUCAAAUGAAAACCGAGAAGGCAGGAUAGAGAGCGGAUGAUAUUGUAUGCCAGUCUAUCGUCAAACUCGGUUACUCCGCGCUCAGCGUGUUUUCACCGCUACAUCGCGGACCUCGUGUCGCCCAAACUCGAAGGACUUGCUGGAACCUCGCUUUGCCGAUAAGAUGAUAUUCUUGUCAUUCACACCUAUUCGUCUCCUCGGACUUGUUGCGCGUGGUGGUAGGUAAAAAGCAGGCUUGUUUAGUGGGUCCCGGAGAUGAACAUGGACUCUGCAGCCCCUCCUCAGUGCGGACUGGAGUCAUUCGACAGGAAUGCCGCCGCAUCCGAAGGCAACUGCGAAUAUUUACAGUCCGUUAGCAGCGAAUCGAGCUCAUUCAUCAUGGUUCAGCCAAAAAAUCGUCUCGAAGUGCCGUCUAGGUUGUGGGUGUCAGCGGUCGUGGUCAUCGUGAUCGUCCUUCAAGUUGCCUCGACCACAGGACUCUUCAUAUACUUGAACAUGUCAAUGGCACAGGCUCGGACACAAGGUGUGGUGGAGGAACUGAGGUGCUUGGGUCUUCUGAACGCUCUGGAGAAAGAACAGGAUGUACCUGACGACCUGGUCCAGCUCUUUGGUGAACCGUGCAUUAAACUGGCAGAAGGACUCAAAGCAUACAUCUCCAAGGUCACAGAAAACGUAAUCUCAAAACACACCUUUCAAGAAAGAGUCGCUAUCCCUCCACGUACAAAAUUACUCACCACUGGCAGCCCGCGGCCGUCAGCUCAUCUUACUCUCAGAGACAGUGGACUGCAGGGUACAACAUCCUUAACCCCUCAGAAUGACCUUCACCAGUCCUGUCGCCAUCCCGUCCGUUCCUGGGGGAACCAGAGUUUCGGCUCCCACCUUCACAACAUGACCGUGUCCAACGGGCGCCUGCGUAUCCCUCGCGCAGGCCGCUACUACCUAUACGCCCAAGUCUACUUCCGUUACCUCACUCUGUCCAUCGACGAUUACCACUCGGGCUCCGACAGCCACCAGGUGGUGCAGUGCGUCUACAAGAAGACCGCCUACGUACGCCCCAUUCAGCUCCUGAAGGGUGUGGGCACCAAAUGUUGGUCUCCAGACAGCGAGAACGCCCUUCACUCCAUCUACCAGGGGGGCCUGUUUGAACUUCGUGCAGGAGACGAGAUCUUCAUCUCUGUGUCUUCUCCCACAGCUGUGUACGCAGAAGAUUCCUCCAGCUACUUUGGGGCCUUCCUGUUUGACCUCUGAGGGAAGCAGUUGGGGUUUGUGGUCUCAUUCUAAGGGAAAGGAAAUUGUUUCUGACGGAAGGCCCCACACGUGAAGAGAGGGAAGCAUAUAUUCUCCAGCAUUUGAUGGGUUCAAAAGACCAAACAAAUCAGAAAACCAUCUGGUUAUUGUGGACCAUUUGACCUUCGUAGGCUGAAUUGUAACAUUCAAUAGAGUGAGGAACUCUGGACUCCCAUCUGAAAGGGCAGAUAUCUGUGAGAGCUCUGUAAAGACGUUUCUGAAAAUGAGAACAAUGAUCUUCUCUAUUUAACCACAUAAAAAGCAAACAUAAUUCUAUAAAAUGAAGACUUUCACCUUCAACAAAUGCGCAAAAUUUUGUGCAAGCUGCUAUUCGUGCACACAAACAAUGCCAGAUUAAUAGUUUCCCACUUUCUUUUGAUGUUAUACUGUUUAUAUUGUUCAUUCUUUCCUAAAAAAAAAGACUGUCUGGGGCAGUGUGACCAAUCGCUUGAAGUCUUCAGUUAAUUAAAGGAAGUUGCUUUGUUGGGAAGCA